AUGUCCGGUUUCACACCACUUCCCGUAGAAUGUAUUCAUGAAAUAAUAUCUCAUCUUUUCGAUGACCCUGAUGCUUUGAAUAGAUGUAUACGUACAAAUCGUCUAUUUGCACGUCUUACAGCACCAAUACUCUACAAGAAUCCAUGGCGCUUUUUUGGUGCAGACGAAGAGGAAGGAGAGAUAAGAAAAGAUGAUGAUCCACGAGGAAAGUUGCUUAUAAGGACGUAUAUUAAUUGUCUGGAUAAACCGCUUCUUGAGUUUGUCAUGACCCGUGCAGCUCAAACCGUAACUUGUGAUAAAGCUGUUGCUGCCAUAGUCUCUUCUAUACCCACGCCAGUUUCCAGUUUGCUCGAUUAUAUUGCUUAUACUCGAGACAUCAAUUUACCCAUCAUUUACAGAUUUAUCGAGGCCGAAUGUUUGGAGCUUGUUCCAUUUGCUGGUAUGACGAAUAUGAUUCAAGACUCGUUUACGGAAUUGUCAAAGGCGUUCGCCCAGCGCUGUUCUAAUGUAGAGACAUUUGUUAGUUGUUGGCAUGUGAAUACCGAGAUAUUGAAAGCAGUUAUUAGCAGAUUUCCCAAUUUAUGUCGUCUGGAUUUGUUAAAAUACGAGGCUACCAAUGAGAUAUUGGACCUAAUAGCUAAAAAUUGUCGACGUUUGCAAGAAUUCAGAUCCAUGGUCAAGGCGUGUUCGGCUGCAUCAUUAUCGUCUGUAAUUGAGGCACAAGAAGAUGGGUAUCUGAAAGAGUUUUGUAUUAGAGUGACCACAUCUCCUCGAGUACUGCUGACUACGCUGUCAGCUGGGGUCAUUGCCAAGAUAACUGAUCUGAGGAUUAAUAUAGUUUCUAUACUUGAUGUUAUGGACGGAAUGAACUUUGCCAACUUGCGGAGUCUGGAUCUGAGUGAAUGUUUAGGCGUAAUUGACACUACUUUCGAUACAUUUAUAUUUGGACAAAUGUUUUCCGAGGUCAAUCUUUCCGAGACCAAAGUAACCGAGGAAGCUAUCAUAGCCCUUGCUAAACAUUGUAACAGGAAUUUGAAAAAGUUGGUAAUGCUUCCAUGCGGAGCAGCCGAUUCGGUAGAGGAGGGUAUUAGAGCUUUAGCCGAACAUUGUCCUAAUUUGGUCGAAUUCAGGCUCGAUGUUAUUCGUGCCGAGUUAAGAUCUAUUAUUGAAUUGAUCAAAGCGUGUAGAAAUAUGAGCGUUCUUGUCAUUGGCGGCGUUGAUAUUAAUUCAGAGGAUGACAUUCUGGAUAGAGUCGUUGAUGCUAUUGGAACGAAUCUUGGAAAUACCUUGAGCGAACUGGACGUGAGAGAUUGGGCAGUGAGUGACGAGACUAUCGUGUCAUUGGCUGGAAAAUGUACCAAUCUAACCAAGUUGACUUUGAAGUAUUGUCGAUAUAUCAAUGAUGGCAGUAUUAAAGAGUUAUGUAAACAUUUAGCGGGGAAAUUAAGAUUUCUUGAUAUAUCGAAAUGUCCUGAUAUUACCAUAGAGACUGUCGGGUAUGCGACGAAUACGUUGAUUGGAUGUCGAAUUGUGCAUUGUUCUGGUUGA
Molecule: messenger RNA, 1548 nt
Organism: Paraglomus brasilianum
Lineage: Eukaryota; Fungi; Glomeromycota; Glomeromycetes; Paraglomerales; Paraglomeraceae
Source: the annotation of a GenBank genome assembly